Molecule: messenger RNA, 1089 nt
Organism: Procambarus clarkii (red swamp crayfish)
Lineage: Eukaryota; Metazoa; Arthropoda; Malacostraca; Decapoda; Cambaridae
Source: RefSeq, a predicted model, not a curated record
AUGAUAUGGAGUAACAAAGUCAGCAGUAAUAAAGCCAUCAGUAACAAAGCCAGCAGUAAUAAAGCCAUCAGUAACAACGCCAGCAGUAAUAAAGCCAGCAGUAACAACGCCAGCAGUAAUAAAGCCAUCAGUAACAAAGCCAGUAGUAACAAAGCCUGCAGUAAUAAAGCCAGCAGUAACAAAGCCAGCAGUAAUAAAGCCAUCAGUAACAACGCCAGCAGUAAUAAAGCCAGCAGUAACAAAGCCAGCAGUAAUAACGCCAGCAGUAACAAAGCCAGCAGUAAUAAAGCCAUCAGUAACAACACCAGCAGUAAUAAAGCCAGCAGUAACAAAUACAGCAGUAACAAAGCCAGCAGUAAUAAAGUCAGCAGUAACAAAGCCAGCAGUAAUAAAGCCAGCAGUAACAACGCCAGCAGUAAUAAAGCCAGCAGUAACAAAGCCAGCAGUAACAAAGCCCGCAGUAAUAAAGCCAGCAGUAACAAAGCCAGCAGUAACAAAGCCAGCAGUAACAAAGCCAGCAGUAACAAAGCCAGCAGUAACAAAGCCAUCAGUAACAACGCCAUCGGUAACAAAGCCAGCAGUAAUAAAGUCAUCAGUAACAACGCCAUCAGUAACAAAGCCAGCAGUAACAAAGCCCGCAGUAACAAAGCCAGCAGUAACAAAGCCAGCAGUAACAAAUACAGCAGUAAUAAAGUCAGCAGUAACAACGCCAUCAGUAACAAAGCCAGCAGUAACAAAGCCCGCAGUAACAAAGCCAGCAGUAACAAAGCCAGCAGUAACAAAUACAGCAGUAAUAAAGUCAGCAGUAACAAAUACAGCAGUAACAAAGCCAGCAGUAACAACGCCAUCAGUAACAAAGCCCGCAGUAACAAAGCCCGCAGUAACAAAGCCAGCAGUAACAACGCCAUCAGUAACAAAGCCAGCAGUAACAAAUACAGCAGUAAUAAAGUCAGCAGUAACAAAGCCAUCAGUAACAAAGCCAGCAAUAACAAAGCCAGCAGUAACAAAGCCAGCAGUAACAAAUACAGCAGUAAUAAAGUCAGCAAUAACAAAGCCAUCAGUAAGAAAGCCAGCAGUAGCGCCUGGUGA